Canariomyces notabilis is the source of this 4347-nucleotide messenger RNA. RefSeq lists its product as uncharacterized. The record is from RefSeq and is a predicted model, not a curated record. The transcript has 4 exons. Lineage: Eukaryota; Fungi; Ascomycota; Sordariomycetes; Sordariales; Chaetomiaceae. Bases 1 to 4347 code for a protein of 1448 amino acids.
AUGGACGAGGAACAUACGAUAACACUCAAUCUGGGGUCUUCGCCCGAUCCUUUGAUCGAUCCGGCCCUAAGCCCGCCCAUGAUGCCGCCCUCAGCUAUCAAGGCGCGCAGUCCGGCGGCGAAGCGAUUGUAUACCCUCGAGUCCUCCCCGCGCAAACAGACCUUUGAGCUGGACGUUGGAAAUGAAAUGUCGCCACAGCGACUCCUCGUUACCGUCGAGGCCGACGAGCCGAAUCGCAACACAAACCGGCGCCUAUUCCAGUCGCCCACCCCGAAACGAGGCAAGACGCCGCAGAGAGUCAAGACGGUCACAACAUCAGUGCCUGUGCGUGGCUUGACUGACGAUGAGUCCACAACCCCGAAGCGAAGGGGGCGGCCGCGCAAGUCGGGGGGGACGCCAAUACCAUCACGGCGCAAAAGACCAGGGACGCCAGCGAAAGCGCCAAGGGGCGGGGCCGACCGACUGAAUUCACCGCAGAAGGGCGUCCUCACCUCCGACAUUGAGGAUAUGCAGCCGACUCCGCGGCCCACUACCCAGCCGAAGAGGGUCGCGAAGCGAAAAUCCACGUCGCCGACGAAAGAGGAUAGCGCGCCAGGGACACAAGCGAAGAAAAGAGGAAGGCCCAGGAAACGCCAAAUUACAUCGGAUGAUUUGGCGACGCAUUUGGGUCAGGAGCAAACGGACAACGCUGCCUCAGUCCCAACGCCAGUGCACACGAGGGGCGCGGCAGCAGAAAACCAAGGGCGCGAUGAUAUGGACGACGAUAUCUGGCUCGCGACUCUGUCCGACCAACCUACGCCGGCUGGUCAAACAAGACAGAAAGAUCAUGGCCCUGCCUUCACAAGCGACGCUUCGGAUAUACCCCAAUCCGAAUUGCAGCGACACGAACCAGAACAACAGCCGCAAUAUGAGUGGCCAGAACUGGGAGGCGGCAUGGAUUCGUACAGCGAAGCCGAAUCUCAGGCUAGCGAGGAUCGUGAUGGUCAAGACCGGCAAGACACAGUCAUGCCUGACGAGGAGUUUACCAUGAUUUCCCUCAGCACCCUGCCGUCGAUGCAGCCGAACUCCAGCGUGAUGGCACCCGAGCCCGAGGAGUUUGGAGAGGCUACAAGGUCCAUAAUCAACAGGAGUUUGGAAUAUUUGAGGCAGAGUUGGAACAGGGCGGCUGAGGAGCCUGCCGCUGAGCAUCCAGUUACCGAGACCGCCGAGGGAGAAGCAGGUGGCGAAGAACUGGCUGGGCGAAACUCCAACCAGCAACAUGAUGAACAUAUCUUGCCGCCGCCGCCACCUUCACAAUCUCCGCAGACGCUGCGUCGAAGUCCCCGCAGGGCGAAAGCGCAACCCCUUGCAAGACAGAUAGCCCAAAAGACCCUCCAGCAGGAAGCGCAUCAGUCGCCCGCACCGCACCAACCUGCCGUUGACCAGUCCGAGAACCGGGAUGCUAGCGCCUACGAUGAUUCUUUCUCCGAGAUUCCCGAGGACGUACUCAUAGCCGCAACUCCACGGCAGUUCCGCCAACCCAGGAGGGGAGCCGAAGCCGAACAGGAAUCGGACAAGCCCAGCCGAGAAGACAUUCAGCCGUCCAUUGAGCGGCCCUCAACAGUGAAUCACUCCAACCCCCAAUCUGAGACGAAUAGGCUGUUGACUCCUGAUGAGACACCAUCCCCAAUCCCAUCCGAAACCGAAGAGCACAACGCCCAGACCAAGUCUCCUUCUCCUGGGCCUGCUCUGGGUGCUGACAUGCCCUCCUCCCCGCCGAUCGGAAGCCCUGCUGCCCAAACCCGUUUCACCAGCUCCAUAGCACGCCAUCUCAGGGCCAACUCGACUGAGACUCCUGCCGAUCAGCUCUCCUCUUUCGCAUCGACGACAAUGGCGGCACGCGAUGCCCAGCCUGUACUCCUGCCGCUCCCCGAACCCCAACCCCGACCGAGCUUAUCCCCGAUCGUCCGCGCAGGCCGGGCUCUGCAGCUGGUCACCUCUGACCCACCGUCGCCCCCUGGUCGAGAUAGCAUGCUAGGGAGCCCAUUCCGGGGCUCGACAACCAAGUCCAGCCAGUCACCCGCGCCGGCUCUGGCGACGGAACAGCCCCCGUCUCGGGCCACUCGGUCGCCAUCGCUGCCACAGACCGGCGCCGCGGUUGACCAGCCUCAGUCGAACUUUGUUGUCCAGAGCGCGCAAUCGCUCUCGCCUGCGCGCAUCUCUGUUUCCGGCACAGAAGGUAUGGACGACCCGCGGGGUUCUGUACGCAGCACACUGUUCAGCGGCCCCGGCAAGCAGGCUUUUGACAGGGACCCUACUGUCAGUGUCGCGAGCCCGGCAGCAAGAAAUUCUCCCCAUGACGACGAUCCCAUGAGCUGGCAAGGUGAAGGUAGUGUUGCUGAGGGUUCGCAACGAUCUGCAUCCCCAAGUUUGAGCGUCCAUGAUGCCCGCGGUUCCACUGGCGUCGAGAGGGAGCCAACUGGACACCAGGAAGAACAAGCACAGAAUCCAGAGUCUUCGAUUGGCGCUAGGAUUUCACAAUGGUCCGCGAAUAUGGCGGAACACACAAGGGAAGAAGAGGAAAUGGAUGAGCGUCCCACGCCCCAUGCUCUCAAGACUGCGCCGCGCAGGCAAGAGGAACCUCCCGCGGAACUCCCUGCAAGGGGCAAGAUACCGAGCCCCUGGAGGAAAAACAGCCGCAGGUUGGUUUACAACGACGAAUUACAGAAAUACGCGGAGAAGGGCGCUCCUACUGAGUGGAACCCUUCGGUGAAUGAGGAUGAAGAGUAUAGCAUGCUCGCUCAGGGUCAGGAGCAAAGGCCACCAGUUCCAUCCCGCCAACCGCCGCAAAAGAAGGGGGAUUUCUCUUCGUUCUUCUCAUCGCCUGCUACGCUUCCGGAUAUGCAAGGGCCACCCGGCCUCGGCUCCUCCAAAACACUCGACUCGCGGAGGCCUGCAGUCAUGGAUCGUUCCACGCAACGACCGAGAAGCCUUCUCGCAGCACAGCAGCCGCCAACAUCCGGAAAUACCCUCUUCUCUCAUUACCUUCAGCCGUCUGCUCCGACGCGGGUGCCGUCUGUGCCGCAGAAGCAGCUUGAAAUCGGCGGCCGCCGGAGGAGUAUCGACCUAUUUUCUCCUAGAAAAAGUAGCCCUGAGCAUAGAGAUACAGGCAAAGCGCCGGCUCCUCCCCAACAGAAGCAGCUCAAACUCGACGAUCGCCAGAGAAAUGUCGGCGUGCUCUCUCCGGGACGAAGCAGCUCUGAGCCGAAGACAGCUGCUCAGACGUCCGCGCCGCCGCCGGCUCUACAUCCUGCGUCUCCGGAGAGUUCAGAAGCUCCGAGGGCAGCGAUCAUUCCUCAGAAGAAGAACUUCACACCACGCCGCCGGCAACCAGGUGAUACCAGCAGUCUCUUUCAACGAGAGCCUGCUGCACCGUCGAAUUCACUAUUUAGUAAUAACAAAGUCUCAGAGUUCUUCUCCCAAGCGCGCCAGCAAACUGUAUCCCAGUCUCGAGCGGAGGAGCAGAGGCAAGAGACGCCAGUCUCCGAGGAGGAGGAUUCGAGCUUCAUCCCGCCCGUGUUGAAACCUCUGCCAGACCGCGCCGCAUCCCCUAGCAAAUCAUGCAUACGCUCGCCCCUCAAACCCAAAACGCCCGGCCGGGUAGUAGAGUGGACAAGCAGCACCCUUUCACCGCUGGCACAGGCACAGGCUCGGGCCGAGCGGCAGGCAGCGGGGUUGCCGGCCAGAGGCCAGCCCUCGCAGGGUGUGGGGAGAAGCAGCAGCAGGAAUGCUGCGGUCUUGGAACAGCAACAGGAGGAGGUAGCUGAGGAGGAAAUGGCAGACGAGGAACCACCCUCCUCCCCACAAUCCCAGCGCCAGGACCAACAACAUCAUCAACAUCACGCCCCUCCUCCAACCAACGUCACCACCAGGUCUACAACCACCACCACCCACCACCCCACCACCCACUUGCACACACCGUUGUUAUCCCCCACAACCUGGACCCGCGCGCACUGGGAGCGUCUCGACGCCCUGCUGCAAGCCCGCAAGAAGGGGCCCCUACCACCCCCUUUCACUUCCUCUUCCUCUUCCACUUCCUUUGCCGCCCAACAACAGUUGAACCACCGGCGCCGGUUGCUGCUGGGCAAGCAGGUCGUGGCGCAGGGCGAGUCGAUGCUGCUUGAGGCGUGGCACCUGGACGUGGUGGACGCUUUCAAGGCCGAGGUCGAGGCCGAGGCCGCAGUUAGGGUUGGGGUUGGGGUCAGGGUUGCCUGGGACGAGACGGAGCUUGCCAAGAGAGUGUUUGCGUUGCUUGUUGGCGAGGAGAGGAGGCGGUUGGGUUUGGUCGGGCGGCGGCGGCGGUGGUGA